AUGGCAAAUCCCAAGUCAAGAACCAUUGUUGUAUGCGGAGCUCCUGCCGUUGGAAAAUCAUCCUUGACGAUUCAGUUCGUUGAGAAUCACUUUGUUGAUUCUUAUUAUCCAACCAUCCAAAGCGCUUACAAUAAAGUCAUCCGAUUCCGCGGUCAAGAAAUCGCUGCCGAAAUCAUUGACACUGCUGGACAAGAUGAACAUUCAAUCUUGAGUUCGACGCACACGGUGGGAAUACAUGGUUAUGUGCUCGUUUACUCCAUCACAUCCCGACAGAGUUUGGAGUUGGCCAAGCUUAUCAGGGAAAAGAUCUUAAAUUUUAAGGGGACUGAUUCGGUUCCGAUGGUUCUUGUCGGUAACAAGACAGAUUUGCAUAUGCAAAGACAGCUGACGCCAGAAGACGGUAGAGAUCUAGCUUCAAAGUGGGGUUGCUCCUGGAUAGAAGCCUCAGCGAAGCUUCAUGAAACCACUACUAGAAUAUUUGAUCUCAUGAUUGCUGAGAUCGAAAAGUCAAUCAAUCCGGAUGGGGAUGGCCAGGGACAAUGUAACUUUUUAUAG
This is a messenger RNA of Paraglomus brasilianum, 555 nucleotides long. NCBI's taxonomy places the organism in Eukaryota, Fungi, Glomeromycota, Glomeromycetes, Paraglomerales, Paraglomeraceae. The record is from the annotation of a GenBank genome assembly.